AUUCUCUUUCGAGGUUAUGUUGUCAUUUAACAUGGUUCAGGCGUGUGAAUUACAUUUGAAUUAUAAAAAGAAUUAAUCAAUUGAAUACAUAUUAAAAAUAGCAGCAAUGGAUGAAUUAAUUGUUGGAACAUAUGAAGGAUUUUUGUUAGGUUACUCUUUACGGCCUGAAGAUGAGGCAACAAAAUUAAAACAAACAUUCGCCACUCAUUCACACACUGCCUCUGUAAGGUGUAUUUCUAUUGCCGGGAAAUUUUUAGCAUCUGGUGGCACUGAUGACAAAGUUGUCGUCAUAGAUUUGAAAACGCGAAAAGAGCAUACUGUUCUUAUGAACCACGAUGGAACAAUAAACGCAGUAGCAUUCACACAUGGUGGUACACACUUGCUAACUGGGAGUGAUGAUGGCUCUAUAAUUGUGACAAGAACUGGUAAUUGGCAACUCGAAAAAGUUUGGAAAAAAGCCCAUGGAGGGCAACCCGUAACAGCCAUAGCAGUUCAUCCAUCAGACAAAUUAGUCCUUAGCUUAGGAGGAGACAAAACUUUAAGAACAUGGAAUCUUAUUAAAGGGAGACCAGCUUUUACCAUCAAUUUAGCUAGUAAAGGUAUAACAUUACCAACAGAAAUUAAGUUCUCACCAGGCGGGGAUAGAUUUUCCCUUGUCUCGCAGCAAACUGUUGACCUAUGGAAAAUAAGUGAAGCAGGAUUGGAAAAGCGUAUAACAUGCAAUUCCAAACCAACAACAGUACAAUGGACCACUGAUGAACAAGUCUUUGUAGGACUAGAAAAUGGCAAUAUUUUAAGUGUAAGUGUAUCUGAAACACAAGCACAGACAUAUCCUGCCCAUAGAAAACGAGUAAAAUGCGUACAUUUUGAAAACAACAUGCUGUACACUGCAUCAAGUGCUGGUGAAAUAAAGGCUUGGUCAGUUGAUGAUAAAAAAUUGAAAGAAAUCUGUUGUGCCAAUGCAGCAUGUCGAAUCACAUGUGUUGCACUAAAUAGGCAAAGUCAUUUAAUAAAAAAAGAAGAAACAGAUGAAGAAAAUGACAAUGAGAAGGAAGAAGUUGAGAAUGAAGAUAGUAACAGUGAAGACUCAAAUAAUGAAGAUACUCCAAAACCUCCAAAAAGGAAAGUUGGUGCUUUUGUUACAGUCAGCUAUGGUGAAGAUGAGGACAAUAAAACUGAACAGCAACCUCCAGCUAAGAAGGCAAAGAAAAAGCGAAAAAAUAAGAAAUCCAAGAUUAAAAAUAAUGGUUAAUUGAA
This is a messenger RNA of Colias croceus (clouded yellow), 1257 nucleotides long. Its product is annotated as p21-activated protein kinase-interacting protein 1-like. Gene Ontology annotation, molecular function: protein binding. The record is from RefSeq and is a predicted model, not a curated record. Bases 107 to 1252 code for a protein of 381 amino acids. Lineage: Eukaryota; Metazoa; Arthropoda; Insecta; Lepidoptera; Pieridae. The transcript has 3 exons.